GCCACUCCUUCUGUCAAACAUGGCUGUGCUUUGGAAGAAGGAAAAAUGCUGAAUUGUGUUGGUAUAUCUCGGGAAAAACAGCAGAUAUGGCUAGGUUGGCUGACUAUUUUACUGUGGUGGGAUACGACCAGGAGAAAGCCGGUUCAGGGGAGGGAUGUGGAAAGAUCAUUCAGCGAUUCCCUAAGAAAGACUGGGAGGGAACAGCCUUUCCUCAGGGGGUGGAGAUGUUCUGCCAGCCUGGAGGUUGGAGGCUGUCCCGAGAUAGAAAAGCACCCACCUUCUUCACCGUUGUGCUGACAGACAUCGAUUCAGACCGACACUACUGUUCCUGCCUCACCUUCUAUGAGGCUGAGGUUAAUCUGCAGGGAUCAAAGAAUAUUGAGGCUGAUGAAGAUGAAGAUGAGGAGACGGAGGAAAAUGGCCUGAUCCAGCCAGCUCAAGUGUUUGCACCCAAAAGUCUCAUUCUCGUGUCCAGGCUGGAUUAUCCUGAAAUAUUCCGGGGGUGCUUGGGUCUGAUCUACACUGUGUACAUCGACAGCCUGAGUUUCCCUUUAGAGGGCCUGGUUGCCAACCUCUUUACUUUCCAGGUUCCCCUUGCUGGUGGAUCCCAGAAGCUGUUCAGCCUGGGAGCAGGAGACCGGCAGCUCAUCCAGACGCCUCUGAACGACACGCUGCCUGUCACAUGCAAAAGUGUUGCUCUGCUCUUCCAGCAGCUGGGAAUCCAAAAUGUUCUAAGCCUGUUUUGUGCGGUCCUGACAGAACAUAAGGUUUUGUUCCACUCCACCAGUUACCAGAGGCUUGGAGAGGCGUGCCGCGCCCUGGAAGCCCUCAUGUUUCCACUCAAAUAUAGUUACCCAUACAUCCCAAUCCUACCUUCACGGCUGCUGGAGGUGUUGAGCUCACCCACUCCCUUCAUCAUUGGAGUGCACUCCAUGUUUCAAAAUGAAAUCCAGGAUCUGUUGGAUGUUAUUAUUGCUGACCUGGAUGGAGGAACAAUAAAGAUCCCUGAGUGUAUCCACUUGUCCGUGCUCCCUGAACCUGUGUUACACCAAACACAGACUGCCCUGUCUCUGGUUUUGCACCCUGAUCUGGAGAUAGCAGACAAUGCAUUCCCUCCGCCUCGCACAGCACCCUCCAACCUCAAGUUGUUGGACAAGGAGGUGAGGGCUGUCUUUCUCAGGCUGUUUGCACAACUCUUCCAGGGCUACAGGUCUUGCCUGCAGCUCAUUCGCAUCCAUUCUGAACCAGUUAUUCACUUUCACAAGACUGCCUUCCUGGGCCAGCGAGGCCUCAUCGAGAAUGAUUUUCUGACCAAGGUUUUGGAUGGCAUGGCCUUCGCUGGCUUUGUCUCAGAGAGAGGUCCGCCUUACCGAGCCUGUGAUCUCUUUGAUGAGCUGGUAGCCUUAGAUAUCGACAGCUUAAAAGAAGAAGAGGUCAGCCCUUCCAAGCUGCAGAAACACAUCAGGGAACUUUCUGAGCAGCUGUACCGAAAUGAGAACCCAAACCCACACAUGGCAUUCCAGAAAGUGCCUCGGCCUUCAGAGGGAUCCCACCUGCGGGUGCACCAGGUACCCUUCCCCCCGCUUAAUGACGAAAAUGUGGAGAAGAUGCUGCAGGAGGGUGUGGCAAAACACAGCAACACACCUCCCUCUACACGUCCUGAGAAGAAGUGUGUUGUACCUCCCGGACCACCAGUUGUGUCCAUUAUGGGUAAGAGUGGCUCCGUGUUUAACAGCGCUCGCAGACUGGAAGUGGUGCGGAGCUGCAUAUCCUUCAUCUUUGACAACAAGACCCUGGAGACUGAAAAGACUCUUCCAGCCGCACUGCGCGCACUAAAAGGCAAAGCAGCUCGUCACUGUCUCACUGAAGAACUGAGUCUUCAUGUCCAGCAGAACCGAGCCAUUCUGGACCAUCAACAGUUCGACUACAUCAUCCGUAUGAUGAACUGUGCCCUCCAGGACUGCUCCAGCUCAGAGGAGUACACAGUAGCUGCUGCACUGCUGCCCCUGUCGACAGCCUUUUACAGGAAAUUGGCUGCCGGAGUGAACCAGUUCGCCUAUAGCUGCAUUCAGGACCAUCCCAUCUGGACCAACCAGCAGUUCUGGGAGGCCACUUUCUACAGCGAGGUCCAGGGUCAGAUCCGAGCCCUUUAUCUAAGCGCCACAGAGGAGAAAGGGGGCAUCAUUGCCAGGGUAAAGGAUGCAGGCUCCACACCAGCAGCAGUCAGAGAUGAGGAACACACAGUGAUGGAUCUGGCAGCAGAGCAGCUGCGUUCAUGGCCCAGCCUGAGCAAGGAGAAGCAGCAGGAGCUGGUGAAGAAUGAGGAGAGCACCGUGUUCUCUCAGGCCAUCCACUACGCCAGCCUCAUGGUCUACCUGCUUGUUCCUUUAGACACCAGCAAGAACAAGCUGCUCCGUAACACACCUGUAGCUGACUGGGAGAGCGGCAGCAACAGCAUCGUCACAAACAGCAUUGCAGGAAGCGUUGCAGAGAGUUUUGACACAGAAAGCGGGUUUGAGGACUCGGAAAACAGCGACGUUGCCAACUCUGUGGUCAGGUUUGUUGCCCGCUUCAUUGACAAGGUGUGCACAGAGAGCGGAGUAACCCAGGAUCACAUCAAGAGUCUACACAGCAUGAUCCCAGGCAUAGUUGCUAUGCAGAUGGAAGCGCUAGAGGCCGUUCACAGGGAGAGCAGGCGGUUACCUCCUAUUCAGAAGCCUAAGAUUUUGCGUCCAGCGCUGCUUCCUGGAGAGGAGCUGGUGUCAGAGGGGUUGCGGGUUCUUCUGGACCCUGACGGCAGAGAGGAGGCAACUGGGGGCCUCUUAGGGGGCCCACACAUCCUGCCAGCAGAGGGAGCCCUGUUUCUCACAACUUACCGCAUCAUUUUCAAAGGAAUCCCCCAUGAUCAACUGGUGGGGGAGCAGGCAGUGAUCAGAGCGUUUCCAGUGUCCACUCUGACCAAAGAGAAGAAGAUCAGCAUCCAGAACCAGCUUCAGCAGAACAUGCAGGAGGGCCUGCAGCUCCGCUCUGCAUCAUUUCAGUUGAUUAAAGUGGCAUUUGAUGAGGAGGUGAGCUCAGAGACGGUGGAGAUCUUCAGGAAGCACCUCCAGAGGAUCCGCUACCCACAGUCCAUCUUCAGCUCCUUUGCAUUUGCAGCAGGACAAACGGCACCUCAGCUCAUCCUUCCAAAGCAAAAAGAGAGAAACACUGGCUUCAGAACACUGUCCAAAACUAUUGUCAAAGGCGCAAAGAGGGCUGGAAAGAUCACAAUGGGCCGAGGCAGCCAGACCACACUGAAGAAGAACGACAGAGGGAGCAGAAUGAUCUGGCAUGAAGACGAUGACAUUUCAAUAUCAGACGAUGGCGAACCGCCGCCCAGUAGCACUCUGCGUGCAUCAGAGAAGUCCACCAUGGAACAGCUGGUGGAGCAGUCCUGUUUCCGUGACUACCAUCGUCUGGGCCUGGGCACCAUCACAGCCAGCUCGUCUCGCUCAAAGUCAGGGGAGCAGUUCAGGAUCACAGCCGUGAACAGACUCUACUCACUAUGCCGGAGUUACCCCGGGCUGUUGGUGGUUCCCCAGGCGGUGCAGGACAGCAGUUUACACAAGGUGGCCCGCUGCUACAGACACAACCGUCUACCUGUCGUGUGUUGGAAACAUCCUCGUACUAAAGCUUUGCUGUUCCGCUCGGGAGGCUUCCACGGGAAGAGUGUAGUGGGAUUGUUCAAGUCGCAGAACCCCUCCUCAACAGCUCCAGCCUCGUCCUCAGAAUUGUCCAGUAGUCUUGAACAGGAGAAGUACCUGCAGGCCAUCCUCAACUCCAUCCCUGUCUACUUCAAAAUGAACGGAAGCAACACCCUGUCCAACCGCUCCCUCAUUGGCCUCUCACCAGGCAGUGACAGGAGGACGUCCAGGAUACCAAAGAUGACUCCUGUUCAUUUAGACCUCCCAUUCUCAAACAGCUUCACCAGAGGAGUUCUUGAGUACAGAGAUAAACUGUUCACUCACUCACACCAAAAACCUGCCAGUAAGAAGAGACUCGAACAUCAAGGCAUGUGGGCUAGCCUGCGGUCCAGCAGCAGACUCAGCCAUCACCCAGCGACUGGAGACAUGGGUGCCAGGCUUGCAGGGAAGGAUCUGGCGCCCCCUGCAGGCAGCAACAGUCUGCAGGCUCAGCUCCUGAAACAGCAAGCUGCCCUCUACGUCUUUGGAGAAAAAUCACAUUUAAGGGGGCUCAGAGUGGACUCCUCUUUGAAUUGUGAACUGGUGCCGGUGGACUUUGCAGACACGCGGCAGGUGAAAGCCUCUUUUAAAAAGCUGCUGAGAGCCUGCGCUCCCAGUGCCAACUCGUCUGACUCUGAAGACUCCUUCCUUAAAGCCUUGGAGGAAUCUGAAUGGAUCCUGCAGCUUCAUAAGAUCCUGCAGCUGGCACUGAUUCUGGUGGAGCUUCUGGACAGUGGCUCAUCUGUUUUGCUCAGCCUGGAGGACGGCUGGGACAUUACUACACAAGUGGUGUCUUUGGUGCAGCUGCUGAGCGAUCCUUUCUACCGGACUCUGGAGGGUUUUCAGGUGCUCCUGGAGAAAGAGUGGCUGUCCUUCGGCCACAAGUUCUGCCAACGGAGCAACCUGAGUCCCAGCAGCCAGGGCGGUGGCUUCACACCCAUCUUCCUGCAGUUCCUGGACUGCGUGCACCAGAUUUUGGCGCAACAUCCUCUGGAGUUUGAGUUUAAUCAGUAUUAUCUGAAAUUCCUGGCCUAUCAUCAUAUCUCUAACCGCUUCAAGAACUUCCUGUUGGACUCAGACUACGAGCGCUUGGAACAUGGCUUGUUGUUUGAGGACAAAGGUGAUAAACAGGCCCGCAGAGGCAUCUGUAUCUGGGAGUGUAUCAACAGAAUGCACAAGAGGAGUCCCAUCUUCCUGAACUACCUGUACAGCCCGUCAGAGAGCGACGUGACACUGAAGCCGGCCAUCGGCAUCCCCAACCUGAAUAAAUGGGACUUCUUCACAGAUGAGACUCUGUCCACUGGGCCGUGUUACGACUGGAGGAUGAUGGCUGUGAGGUCAGACAGCUCCGAGGAGGCAGAGACCCUCUCCAACAGUAAGAGGAGGAUCGUGUGGCCGUGUUACAGCAGCGUGAGCCGUGCCCAGCCCGAUGCCAUCACCAAACUCCUGAAUGACAUUGAGAAGCUGGAGGGGGAGCUGAACCAGGCCCCUGAGAAGUGGCAGACCACUCUUGAGAGAGUCAGACUCAGCAUUCAGGAAGACCUCACAGCAGAAGGAAAUCUCCGUAAAGAGUCGUUGUCAAUCUCGGGCCUCAUUCCCACGUCCAGCCUUCAGGCCUUUCAGCGGCGCUCCAUGCUGCACCUGCCAGACAGCGCUCUGGGCGAGGACCGCAGCACCACCACAGCCAACGGGAUCAACCGCCGCGCUGCAACGCUUUACAACCAGUUCACCCCCAAGAGCGAGGAGAACAGAUCUUAUGAGGGGAUCCUGUAUAAACGUGGAGCGCUGCUGAAAGGCUGGAAACCUCGCUGGUUUGUUCUGGACAUUACCAAACACCAGCUGAGGUACUACGACACCGGAGAGGACACCAACUGCAGAGGCCACAUCGACCUGGCUGAGGUGGAGUCUGUGGUUAUCGCCGCCCCCACUAUCGGAGCUCCAAAACACAUCAGUGAAAAGGCUUUCUUUGACCUGAAGACCAGCAAGCGGGUUUACAACUUCUGCGCCUCGGAUGCGCCCAGCGCCCAGCUGUGGAUGGACAAGAUCCAGAACUGCAUCUCUGACGCCUGAAGACAAAAGACCAACAUGGUGAAGAGUGGAGGAGGCGUCAAGCAGAGGCGCGUUGAGUGCUAGACUCCGCUCUCAGAUGUCUUAAAUUGUGGGACCACUGUGAAUAAAGUGCCUGGUAGCAGAGGAUGGAUGAUGUUGACACACCUCUCUGCCUGUUACUUAGCAGCUAGCCAGGCUGACCUCACUCUUCUUCAGCACGAGUCAAACGUUUUUUGUCUCUGCUGUCAGCCGCCUCGUGGAUCAAGUGGAGAUAAGCUGAUGUUUUAGGAGACUGCACUACAGAGGAAAUGUUAUCCUACUUAAGCUGUAAAUAGAUCAAAGCAAUAUCACUGGCCAUUCGAACUGUGGGUUCAAUUUUAGAUUUAAAAGAACGAGAAAAAUAGCCUAUGAAAGAAUUUCUAUCAGAUAUUUUACUACAAGGUUAUUGCUGCUUAAAAAAAAAACAUAAGAACCGCCAAAAACUCAGAGGUUAUAAUGCACAACAUGAGAAAGCAAUUUGUUUGCACUUAGCUCUAAAGUAUGCACUCCUUAUCAAAUAUAGAUUUUCUAUCAGAUGCAGACAGCCAGGCUAAAGGCAUUACUUUACAAUGUACAUAUAUUUCAACAAGACAGAAAACAUGAGAAGAGUUUGCACAGUGAGUUCAAAAGAGUGACCUGACAUUUUUUCUAUUUAAAUAAGUGAAGUGUGUGUUUUUUUCUGUUCUGUUGCGUGUCAAUUGAUCUGGUUAACACGGUUGUCUCAUGUCAUGUAAAUUAUUAUUUUUUAUUAAAAGUGUAACAGUGUAAGUGUGGUGGCUUCAUGCAUUUCCUGUAAAUACCCGUGUGACAUUUCAUUUUAUAUAUUCUGUAUGUACUGAACAUAAGUAUACUUUUCUAACCAUAACUGUAAUGUGACCAACACGUCAUGUGUGUUUCUCUGUCUUUUGUAUUGUUACUGGUGCAAAAAAAAAAAAAAAAACCUGAGUGGCCUGUUCCUGUUUGUGAAACAUUGUUCUUAAGAUGAGAUGGAGACCCUUUAGUUGUCACUGAGUGUCCAGGCAUGUGUGUCUGUGUCUUUUAAGGGCUUUU
This is a messenger RNA of Labrus mixtus (cuckoo wrasse), 6860 nucleotides long. It is a transcript of the gene sbf2, whose product is annotated as SET binding factor 2. The record is from RefSeq and is a predicted model, not a curated record. NCBI's taxonomy places the organism in Eukaryota, Metazoa, Chordata, Actinopteri, Labriformes, Labridae. Bases 87 to 5792 code for a protein of 1901 amino acids. The transcript is spliced from 42 exons.